Molecule: messenger RNA, 1623 nt
Organism: Myripristis murdjan (pinecone soldierfish)
Lineage: Eukaryota; Metazoa; Chordata; Actinopteri; Holocentriformes; Holocentridae
Gene: foxq1b
Product: forkhead box Q1b
Exons: 1
Coding region: 224-1153 (309 amino acids)
Biological process (GO): anatomical structure morphogenesis; cell differentiation; regulation of transcription by RNA polymerase II
Molecular function (GO): RNA polymerase II cis-regulatory region sequence-specific DNA binding; DNA-binding transcription factor activity, RNA polymerase II-specific
Source: RefSeq, a predicted model, not a curated record
UCAGCUGCUGCAGACUGGGGCUCUGGGUGCCUCCAGCCCUCCAGACGAGACUUCUCACAGACAGAGAGCAAUUUCUGCUUUCAGGACUCCUACACCUGCUCUGCUGCGCUCAUCCUCUGAUCACAAUAUUUUUUUGAGACGAGAUUCUCACUGAGGGGAAACUUUGCGCUGCAGGGCUACAGGUGAGACUGAGAGGAGAAGACAAGUAAACAUUUUUUGGAAAAUGAAGCUUGAAGUUUUCUCUGCACUUCACUUUGUUCAGAAGCCAUUGGAGUUGUGCAUGGACGCCGAGGCAAGUGUCCCGUCUCCUCUGUCCGGAGACGAGCUGGGCUCUGACGGGGACUGCGUGGCCAACAGCCCGGCACCUGUCACCCAGAGCGGCGACGGCAGUAAGGGAAAACCCUACACCCGUAGACCCAAGCCUCCUUACUCUUACAUUGCUCUGAUCGCCAUGGCCAUCCGGGACUCCGGUAGCGGCCGCCUCACCCUGGCAGAGAUCAACGACUAUCUGAUGAAGAAGUUCCCGUUCUUCCGAGGCAGCUACACCGGCUGGAGGAACUCGGUGCGCCACAACCUGUCACUCAACGACUGCUUCCUCAAGGUGCUGCGGGACCCCUCCAGACCCUGGGGCAAGGACAACUACUGGAUGCUCAACCCGCACAGCGAGUACACCUUCGCUGACGGUGUGUUCCGCCGCAGGAGGAAGCGCAUUGCCAAGAGGCCCCCUAAGGAGCAGGAGAGCCCGGACAUCCACACCCACAGCGAAGACACCCGCCUCCCCGUCCCGGAGGAGAGGGUGGGGGCCAAGUUCUCCAGCUCCUUCGCCAUUGACAGCAUCCUCAGCAAACCCUUCAAAAGGAGGGAGGAUGGCCACGAUUCAGACAGUAGCAGCAACCCGAGCCCCCGGCUCUACUGGCCCCCGGGGACCCACAUACUGCCUUACACUCUGAACUAUCCGGCAGCUCUUGGCCCUGCGCAGCACACAUACCAGAGCCUGUCAGAGGCAGGUUACAGCACAGAGCCCAGCAGGGAUGCACUUACAUACCUCCAGCAGACAUCACAGGGUAUGGCCAGUCCAGAGGCCAGCCUGCCCUCCCUGAAGAUGCCCAAGAUGCGCUGCGCAAGUUUCCAUAUAGACUCCUUGCUUUCGUAAUGCCACGCCACUGGACUGCUGUCAGACCUGUAUCUUUCUAUCCAUGUGCACUUUUGUGGGCGCUCUUAGCUUUCAGUGCUUUAGCUUAACUAUUUGGGACUGUGUAUCAUGAUGACUACUGUAAGUCAUUUUUGCAGUGAAUAAACAUGGUGUGUUGUCAAGCCUAUAGACCUAGCUUUGUGGUAGCCUAAAUAAGACGAAGCAAGUUAGUUGCGGUUAUUGUAACAGGACAUUCCACUGUGUGCGUGCGUGUGUGUUAGAGUGAGAGUGUGUAUUUGUGUUUUUUCAUGGUUCAUUGGUCAUUUCUACUGUAUAACGGCGACUAAGUGCCAAAUGUUGAAAAAUAAAACUAUUAAUCUAUUUAUAUUUUGAUGUUUUGUAUGACCUGCUGUAUAAAAUAUUAUUGUAUAUAAGAUAUUGUUGCAUAUUGACCAAGCUGCGAUGAGAUUCACCAUGCUCCUCUGUGGCUG